GAUGUCGCUAUAAAAAGCGUUGUUCUUACGUUUAUAAUUGACGCAUAACCUAACUUUUCGAACCGCGUUUUUCGAUUGCACGUGUUCUCUUAAAAGCUCGGUUAAUUUGCUCCUCAGUGAAGCGCAUUAACGCCGAGAGGUUGCUUUUGACAUUAAUUAAUCGUUUUUUAACAUUCCCGACUUGACACGUUUUCAAAAAUGGUUGAAGAAGUAAAUCCAAAAGCGUAUCCAUUGGCUGAUGCCACUCUUACCACGAAGAUUUUGAACCUCGUUCAACAAGCGAUGAAUUAUAAACAACUCCGUAAAGGCGCUAACGAAGUCACGAAAACUUUGAAUCGGGGAAUAUCGGAGUUUAUUGUAAUGGCUGCCGAUACAGAACCGUUGGAAAUUUUGUUGCAUUUACCUUUACUAUGUGAAGAUAAAAACGUUCCUUAUGUAUUUGUUAGGUCAAAGCAAGCUUUAGGAAGAGCUUGUGGCGUUUCAAGAUCGGUUAUUGCGUGUAGUGUGACAAUAAAUGAAGGGUCACAACUAAAACCGCAAAUCACUACAAUUCAACAAGAAAUCGAAAGAUUAUUAGUGUAAAUAAACUAAUUUAAGAAUCACUUUUAUUUUGUAUUAACAGAUUGAAUAUAAAAUAUAAGUUUUUUUAGUACA
This is a messenger RNA of Onthophagus taurus, 654 nucleotides long. It is a transcript of the gene hoip, whose product is annotated as NHP2-like protein 1 hoip. Lineage: Eukaryota; Metazoa; Arthropoda; Insecta; Coleoptera; Scarabaeidae. Gene Ontology annotation, cellular component: nucleolus; ribonucleoprotein complex. Gene Ontology annotation, molecular function: RNA binding. Gene Ontology annotation, biological process: ribosome biogenesis. The record is from RefSeq and is a predicted model, not a curated record.